AUGCAGCAGGACACCCAGAAGCCGUCCACGUCCUGCCCCCGACAGAAGACGCCGGCAGGCGGCGGGAAGAAGGAGGGGCCCUGGGCCCGGAAGGAGAGCCUGGGCGCCCUGUACCUGCCAGUGGUGGUGGGGCCCCCGGGCGCCAAGGCCGACAAGCUCCGGUUCACAUUCUACAGCCCGCGGUACUCCAACUCCCUGAGCCCCUUCUACACGCUGCAGAAGCCCACCUGCGGCUACCUGUACAGCCGCGCCAUAGACCACACCCGCAAGCGCCUGGAAGUACCGCCGGCCAACCUGGCCAUGUGGCAGUCCUAG
Sorex fumeus (smoky shrew) is the source of this 315-nucleotide messenger RNA. It is a transcript of the gene CIMIP3, whose product is annotated as ciliary microtubule inner protein 3. The transcript has 2 exons. Lineage: Eukaryota; Metazoa; Chordata; Mammalia; Eulipotyphla; Soricidae. The coding region runs from base 1 to 315 and encodes 104 amino acids. The record is from RefSeq and is a predicted model, not a curated record.